AUGAGCCUCCCUGUCAAGCCUCUCUCGACCGUCGACCCCCACUGGAUUAUCCCUGUCCCGCUCUAUUUCGCGGGUUUCCCGGUCUCUGCGCACUGGGCAUAUAGUCUGGCUGGUCGGUUAUCCGACAGCAUGGGUUUUAAUGACAUCGAGAUUGAGGUAGUCAGUAGGUGGCACGAUAUGGGCGAACCUGAACCGUUCAUGGCCCCAAGGUUCUGCCGUUCGGUGACAGGAGACUACAUCAUCUACUUUUUGUCUAUCACCGGUACAGAACCCGAAAUGCACCGCAGCGAGCUGGAAUAUUUUUAUAAGCACAGGGACGGUAUACUCGCUCGGGCUAUGGACCUCUUGAGACUGACCGAGGACGAGAAGGAGCUGGUUAAAACCAAGUUGUUUAAGUGGCAUCGGCAUAUGAAGACUAAGAAGAGGGAGCCAGCGUUGGGGGAGGGUGAAUGCUUGAUGUGGACCCCUCCCAUUAGGAGCAGCGAGGGUCCAGUGGGCACAUCCGCGCUCGCUGAUUAA
Molecule: messenger RNA, 519 nt
Organism: Coprinopsis cinerea okayama7#130
Lineage: Eukaryota; Fungi; Basidiomycota; Agaricomycetes; Agaricales; Psathyrellaceae
Exons: 2
Coding region: 1-519 (172 amino acids)
Source: RefSeq, a predicted model, not a curated record